Leishmania braziliensis MHOM/BR/75/M2904 is the source of this 591-nucleotide messenger RNA. RefSeq lists its product as hypothetical. The coding region runs from base 1 to 591 and encodes 196 amino acids. NCBI's taxonomy places the organism in Eukaryota, Euglenozoa, Kinetoplastea, Trypanosomatida, Trypanosomatidae. Gene Ontology annotation, molecular function: RNA binding. The record is from RefSeq and is a predicted model, not a curated record. Gene Ontology annotation, biological process: formation of translation preinitiation complex. The transcript has a single exon.
AUGGCGACGUCGGCCGAUCUCUUCAAGAAGUUUACGCUCGAGAACGUGGCGCAGAUUGCGAGCAGCAGCCAUAAAGAGCAGAAGGAGGUGCGCGAGGAGCUGGCAGAGCAGUACCCUGCUCUAAGGGAGCACUGGGAGGAGAUUCUGCCAAAGAAGUCCGACAUCUUCAUCAUCCGCUGCCAAGGUCAGGUGCACUGUAUCACCCUCGUCAGCUCCCAGCCAGAGGUGCUCUUCUUCAACCACCACGGAGGACCGUACAUGCCGCACUUGAAGCUGCUGCAUAAAUACCCCUUUAUGCUCAAGGGGCAUCAAAUGGACAUAGGCGGCUGCCGCCAUGUCAUCUCUGGCGCAAACGUCAUGUGUCAGGGCCUGACCUCUGCUGGCGGCGUUGUUGCGGAUGACACCGAGGAGGGAGAAGUAGUUGCUGUCUACGUGGAGGGCAAGGCGCAUGCGGUGGCGGUAGGUGUAAUGCUCAUAUCCUCGGAGGAGAUCAAGGGAAGGAAUAGGGGGCCGUGUAUUGAAAACGUUCACCACCUCGGCGACGGACUCUGGAUGAAUCCGAUCCUCAGCGCCUCGCACAUUAGCGUCUAG